ACAACAGAAAAAAUAAUUAUCCAUUUUGACUUAGUAGCAUAGAGCAGGUGUAGGCACAAGUGUAGGUCAGGCAUAAGGCUUUUCCAAGGAAGCCUAGUGAAUUAAUCGUAUAUUUUUUAUGUUAUCUGUAUUUUUACAUUUAUACCAAUAUUUAUUGUGAUGACAAAAGUAGCAGCACCGAAAACUUUGGUCGACGAUUUUACUUCACCAAUUUUGUUCUUCUAAUUAAUAGCAGUGUGUUAUGAAGUUGACGGAAUGUUAUUAUUAAGUUAUCGUCCUUAAACAGUGUAUAUACUUAUUUAAAUCGUUGUACAUAACAGAAGUCACUUAUUAGAUUGCGAUGUGAGCUGACAUGUCUUUAGAUGUUUGCUUUGUCGAUGUCCAAUGUAAUCGCGAAGAAAAUCUAAUUGUUAUGUAGGCUCAAUUGAGCAUUAAAGUAUAAAUAUACCACAAUGCCUGUUCAGCAAAUUAAUGUGAAAAACUCGUCGGAUAUUGAAAGUUGGGAAUGGGGAGGUGGAUGUGGUAGAGAAGUGAUACGGACGGGGUCAGGGAGCAGCCGCACGUCAUGUAGUAACUCCAGCGGAGAUAUUUGCCGCAUAUGCCACUGCGAGAGUGAGCCUCACAACCCUCUGCUAGCACCAUGUUAUUGUUCAGGAAGUUUGAAGUAUGUACAUCAGAGUUGUUUACAACAGUGGCUCACUGCUUCGGAGACGAGGUCUUGUGAACUCUGCAAAUUCAAUUUUAUCAUGCACACCAAAAUAAAGCCAUUUAAUGAGUGGCGUCUACUGGAGAUGUCGGGCGUGGAACGUCGCAGACUAUGCUGUGCAGUACUAUUCCACUGCGUGGCGGCUCUCUGCGUCAUGUGGUCACUCUUCGUACUUAUUGAGCGGGCCGUGGAGGAGGUCAAUCGAGGAAUGAUUGCAUGGCCAUUUUGGACAAAGUUGGUAGUAGUUGCUGUGGGGUUCACUGGCGGCGCCGUUUUUAUGUACAUACAAUGCCGACAGUAUCUCCAUCUUUGUAACCGUUGGCGAGCUCACAACAGAAUACUGUUAAUUCAAAACGCGCCCGAGAAAAUACCGAUCGGAGGCGGGUCGCCUCCGGUGCGGGUGAAGCGGCGCGAGCGCGCGGCGCGGGGGCAGGUGGUCGCCAACAUCGAGCCGCCGCCGCCGCCCGCCGCCUACCACGAGGAGGACGAGAGCGGCGGCUUCGAGACGUACCGCGGCAACCCGCACCGCCGCCUGUCGGGGCUGGCCGAGCCCGCGCCGGCGCCCGACGAGCGGCGCUACUCCGACACGCGCCUGCCCGCCGAGGUGAGUGCCGCGCCCGUGUACCACAUCAGCGUGGACCCGCUGGAGGCCGACAUCCGCUCGCUGCUGGCGCUGGAGGCGCGGCGCGAGGCGCGGGCGGCGCGCUCGCUGCCGUGCCUGCGCGCGAGCAGCGAGUCGCUGCUGCCGCCCGGCGCCCGCUCCGCGCCCGCGCCGCCCGCGCCGCCCGCCUCCUGAGGCCCGCUGCUGCUGUACCCCGACGACACGGUGUACUAGCGGCCCGCGCCUGCGACGACCAUCUGUAAAUACUGAUCAUCAUAAUAAUAGUACGUCGGAGCCGGCGAUCGCCGCCCGAUAGAUACUUAUUCCUUAUCCUUGCAUUUGUAUCAUAACGUCCAUGUGUGCAUAGCGUAAACAAAAUUAACUCCAUGUUUUUUCCGUGAUAGUAUCUAGGUAGUUAAGAUUUGACAGUAGACAGCUUGCAAAGUAUAAAAAUAGUGUAAUACUGAUGCCAGGGGUAACAUCAUGUACCUUGUAGAAAAUUCUCCAUAUACUUUAACUAACCAUAAAACAAUUCAUCUUCAAUGUAAGACUGUCAUUCCAAAAACUCUAUAAUAUAAACCUCCACGUUGCUGACGUCCAUUGGCUAAAUAUUACUGGUACAUAUUAGGUACUAGUAGUAACGAGUUAAUUACCCAAAUAUUAAAUCGAAACAUGAAUCGCAAAGCACGGAUGAGAGAACGGAACCGGUAUUUUAGCUCAGCAAGCGUUGAACUUGGAAACUCAAAUUACUCAAUCCUAUAAUGCUAGUACCAACAUCUGGCUUGUGUAUAAUUUGAGAAUAUCAGUUCCAAACAUUUUCAUGGGCCUUUGAAGAAGCUCAGGUACAAUACUAAGCACUCUCGCUAUGCUUUGCGAUAAUGGUUUCUAAUACUAAAUACCUACUUUAAUAAGCUUUACGUAUUUAGAAUCUUAAUCUGCUAGAAUAACCAAAUUAGAUACUGAGCUGACGAUAGAUAGUACUGUCAAAAAGAAAAGUGAGUUUUAAAUUUUCCAACGUUUAAAUGUAGCAUAUCUUACAAGCUUAUUCCAUAGGUAUGUGAAUAACGAGUAUGAAUUUAUGUAAUUGCGGUGUAAAGUAACCCUAAAUAUAUAGUAAAUUUUGCUUCUUCGCUCAAAAAGUUUUUUAAGGAUAGUUAUGGUUGAAAUCUUUAGAAUACAUGAGCCAGACCUAUCGUUAAAUCACAUUUUGUCAUAAGAGGUCAGUGUUUUUUACAUAAACAUUCGAAGAGCGAUUUUUUUGUCUCUUCAUCAUUGUAUUAUAUUCAUUAAGGUACAUCUGAAACUGAUGAUUGUAAAACGACUCUGAUCAGCAUAGGCAUGGGUUUGGAACAAAAGCCAAAAGAUUUUUAAAAUGCACGGUCAAGUUUGCUUACACUAUGAGCAUUUCAUUAUAUAGUCAGGGAACCUACACCGUCAUGUGGCACUUAAUUAUCUUUAAAAUACUAACACUUACAUAAAAUGAAAAUUCCCAAGCUUCAAAGCUUACAAUCUUACAAUAAAGCUUACAAAGGUAUGAUGGAUAACUCAGUACAUUUCGCCACCCUACUACCAAAAAGCAGUCAAGGGUGGAUAAUUUAGAAAGAACCGCCACAAUAUAUUUGGAAAUUCAUUAAGCAGAGAUAUCGAUAAAAAACAAUAGAUUACAUAGUUAUUCUUCUUUUCCGUGAGCAUACAUAACCGUGAAUUCAUACUCUUUUACUCUGUUCUAGAUUAAUUGUCAAAGUUUAUUUACUAUGAGAUCGAGUCGCGAGUCGAAGUAAAUUAUUUUUAGUUACUUAGAUUUUGAGAAGAUGAAUUAACAUAGGUGACCAAUUCACUGCCACUUAUAGAUGUAUAUUAUUAAUUCUAAUCUUGAUCAAUAGUGGCUUCUAAGUAAUGGUCAUCAAAAACCCGCUAAUGUCACGUACUGAUAGAUCAUCAAGUUGAUAGGUGGAGAAAAUAAAAUGUCCAAUUAAGUAAUAUUUUUUUUUAUUAAAACAUUUUAUUACACUUCAACUAGAAUACAAAUAAGAAAGUAUACCGGUGCGUCACAUUGGAUUGCAAAAUAAGUUUGAUAAAACAGUUUUUGGAGGAUUAUAAUAGCAUUUGGUCUCAUAAAUUCCUGUGAAAUUGUGGCGCAAGCACUUAACAAUAGAUUUGUAUAAACUUAAUUGUUAAUUAAAUCCAUAAUCUGUCUAAAUUAUCCUGUUAUUUUUGAUUUAGACUUUUUCAUAAUAUUUAUUUAUUAGAUAAUUUUGGGUAAAUAAAAUUGUAAUAGUACAGUGUAAUACAUAUACAGUAAAGAAUAGAAUCUCAAUAAACCAGACAAGUUGUAAGCUCUCUUUAUUCUGAGAUUAAUAACAAAAUGAAGUUUACUGGAACACUAGCAUACGUAUUUCAUUUUAUCGAAGACAUGCAUAAUUUUUGGCUAUUUUAUCCGAGCUUAAACGCGUUUAAGAUGUACUUGAAGAGAUAUUGCUGCUUCGCACUAAAUGUUGUUACAAAAUAACUUAGUCCACAAUUCAUUGUCACUGUACUUUAGAUUUGGUUUAUCUAGUCACUGCUGGGAACGCUUUCUGUGACUAAAUCAGUUAGAAUUUCACUGCCAUUGGAUUAAAGCUGCUUAGAAAAUCGUAGCUUUAUGUACUUGCUUUGCUGUCCAUACCAUGUAGUACACCAUACCUCUUCUUGAGUAAAUUAUUUAGUAACAUGUUUCGUGGCUUUCAGUCGUUAGGAAAAUUUCUCCCUAUUUCUACCACAUUUAAUUUUAUCCGAUUUAAGAUUAUCUAUCCGUCAUUCCCGCCGAUUGUUUUUGUAAUAUGAGAAAUACUACAAAAUGCUGUCACAUAAAAUUCAAUGUUAUUGCUUUGUUAAGUUUAUAAAAGUGCAAUAUUAGAUGUGUCCGAGCCUUUCUAGAGAAGCUCGACUAAACACUACCGGAUUACUGGCUUAACAAUGAAGAAAAUAAACUGCAAACAGGAACACAGUUUUGUGUUUAAGCUUCAUACUUUCAUCUCAGUUAUAUGUUUGGUAGGUACACUUCGUUGACAAUGUCGUUUAUUCGGCACUGCUUGUGCGAUUAGUUAAGGAAUUAUGUUAGCGUUGACUUGUUUUUAAUGUCUUAAUACACUGUAAAAUACAAUAAUCAUUGCCUCAUUAUGAACACAAACAUGACAUCGAUGGUUUCCAAGAUCCGUUUUGUGGUUGUCAACUAAUAAAAAUGUUAUGUCUUUCCCAAUUAAUAGAAACGUGCUAACUGUAUUGUAAUCUUAAAUAUUUGACUAUAAUUUUGGUCGUAAUCUUUGUAUAUCUUUGACUUUGUAAUUGUUGUAUAGUGAACUCAUUGAAAGUAUAAAAAUAUUAAUUUGUUUCCAAUGAAGUUCAAAAAUAAAAUUCAUGUUUGUUUAAGGUUUACCGUGGUGCCAUGUAUCAUGUAUCUUUUCUUUUGUACCUAACAAUUAAUCUAUUUUUCUCUCUAAUUAACCAUUUUUGUCAUCUAUAUGUCUGUCCUAUACAGCACUAGUGCUUUUGUUUUCGUACCAUUUUCAUACUUAGAUACUAAUAUAGGUUAAUCAGAAAUGUAUUCGUUUUGGUAGCCGAAAGUUGAAAUAGUUAAUAUAGUUAGCCUUGUAUUCAUUGUUACUUAAGUACGUAAUCGGUUAUAUUGGACAUGUGUACUACCGGUUAUUUAACAAGUUCAAAAUUAAACUGGAGUCUUUUAGUGAAUACAUUAAUUAAAAAGUAAACAUCGCUAAUUGAAAUUUUAGAUAGAUAGUGUUUAAAUAAAAUAGUUCGGACUUUGGUGCUAAUUAAAAAUGAAUAUCAGUCCAAAAAUUAGGUAACAUAUAUUUUAGUACGCCGUAAUGAGUUGUUGAAAUAUCAUAAAGUCAGCCCUCGGUUGGGUCGGUAUUUAUAACGACGUGUUCAUUUCCAGAGUUAAACACGCAUACUUACUGAUAGCAGUCACUGAGCAUGAUAUUAUUUUUGUAUGAUCUAUGAACAGACAAACCAGACAGUUCACUGUUACGGCAUACGAGAGUGCCAUAGCUAAGCAUUUUAUCUGAUUUCAAUAUUUUAGUAUCUGCCUUCAACAAACACCUUGAUUUACAUAAAUGACUUUUCAAUACAAAUCUGUACAAACUAGUCGUUUAUCUAGAUAUGUGUAUGUAUAUAAACUGCAUUUUUUUACUCCUCUUCUGUUUCUGUUAAUAUUGUAACACAAUCGUCUAUUUUGUCUCAAUUAUAUUAGCUACUUUACUCGUAUUAAUUCUUCAUUGUAUAUUGUAAAUUAAUUGUAUAAUGGCUAAAAAUAACUAAGGUAUGAUAAUGACCGGUCAGUCUGUGGUAAGUAAAAUAAUAAGUGAUGAUUUAUAGGGUGCUUGGAGAUGUAUCUUAAUGUUACAUGCAGGUUACGCACUUAAUUUCGUGUACUUACGUUGUGUUUACAUAUCACAUAUUAUCGAACAUUAAGGACUAACGCUCUUGUAAAUAUUUGCUUGAAAAAUUAUAAAUAUACGAUCUCAAAGGCUUGUAACAUGUAUCCAUCUCCAUGAGUGUCGCGUGCUACGAAAGCUUAUUCCAAAGAAUCUUUUCAAAAUUGAAAUAAAGUAGUGCCUUAUUUGAUGUUCCUUCAGUUUUGUUUUACGUACCCAAUUUGUGAUACAUCAUUUAACGGCUACUUGAAUUAACUUACUGGAUCGGAGUCAUAGCGAUUACUGCGUGAUAAGGUUGCACGUGCAGCGCACGUCGGCGGUGAUCGUCAAUGAUGUCCGAUGUGAACACAAUUUGUUUAAUUAGGUGUAGAUAAUUUUCUUAGCACGAGACGUCACCCUGUUGGUAUAAUGUGAUUGUGAUAUAAGUUAUUAGUGUUAUUUGUUUGCUCAAAAUUACUUUCUCCUUUCGAUCUGUGUACUUAUGGUUCAUGAAAUUUGUAAGACUGUAUUUUAUUUUGUUGUGUAAACAUCGUUAGUAAACUUCGGGUUAUGAAUAUAGUUAUUUUGAAAUUAA
Messenger RNA from Helicoverpa zea (corn earworm), 6314 nucleotides. RefSeq names its product E3 ubiquitin-protein ligase MARCHF8-like. Lineage: Eukaryota; Metazoa; Arthropoda; Insecta; Lepidoptera; Noctuidae. Gene Ontology annotation, biological process: protein polyubiquitination; antigen processing and presentation of peptide antigen via MHC class II; immune response. Gene Ontology annotation, molecular function: MHC protein binding; zinc ion binding; ubiquitin protein ligase activity. The transcript is spliced from 5 exons. The record is from RefSeq and is a predicted model, not a curated record. Gene Ontology annotation, cellular component: lysosome; late endosome membrane; early endosome membrane. Bases 453 to 1502 code for a protein of 349 amino acids.